AUGCGCAACUUUAGACUUCAGAGCUCCACGCUACAGGCACUUACGCCUGAGGAACCAAUCAAACCAUCUGAAACAAACGAUACAUUAGAAUCUCGCAGCAGCACUUUUCCAGAAUCAGUGCUGCAGGAUGAUGCUAGUCCCAGUAACAAUGCCCAGGAACCUUUCGGCCUCAUACCUUCGCUUCAUAGUACUCAAGAAUUGAAAUUGCAGAUCAUGAGGAUCAUCGAACAACUCAAGUCAUCAGACCUGCAGGAUUUAGACAAGAAUCACGUAGCCGACGUGUUGCAUAAGUCCCUAACAGCAAUUUCGCAUUGGUCACUUCAGGCCCAAUUAUCACGGCUGUCCCAAAGCAAAAGUAUCUGGGACUCUCGUCUUAUGGUAGAGAACAACCUUCUGCGAAAAGAAGCAGAAUUCUUUAAGAAUAAAUUCGAACAAACAGAAACUUCGUCCAAUACAUGCUCCGCUCAGUCACCUCCCGUAAAACGUGUUACAAAAACCUCAAAUAACAGCGCAUACUCUUCUAAAAGAAAAUCAGGCUCCUAUCAUGAGUCCCAAAAGUCUCUGAAACUUGUAGAGAACACCAAACCGCAUCCAAGGAUGAGGCGGCAGACUGAUAAUCCAUCAAGCAACGGAUUUGUUAGAGUUUUUCAUUUGGAAAGGCUCUAA
Messenger RNA from Eremothecium sinecaudum, 666 nucleotides. RefSeq lists its product as uncharacterized. The transcript has a single exon. The record is from RefSeq and is a predicted model, not a curated record. Lineage: Eukaryota; Fungi; Ascomycota; Saccharomycetes; Saccharomycetales; Saccharomycetaceae. The coding region runs from base 1 to 666 and encodes 221 amino acids.